GCUACCAGAACUAUGUGUCGACUUCCGAAGCUAUGGGUCUUAGACCUGUGUCACUGAUUUCAACGCAUACUAAGACAAUGAAUACGCUAUUUAAAGCCAAACUAUGAUAUAUCGUCCAUAUCGCCUCCGAUGGCGCCCAAGACAUCUCACAGGCUGGCUGAAACGACGAAAAGUGCAUUCCGACUUUUGAAACCUCUCUGCCCUCGGCAACAAAGAAUGCACUCAUGUGUGACUGGAAUAGUGUAUAAAAGCUCAAUCGUCAUUCCACCAUUCGAUCCUUCGUGCCCUUCUCUCCCGAUCUUCUGCCCCAACGCCGGCUGGGAAUGGGCUUACUACAACAAUUCUGCAAGCAAUACCGCACCAGGAUACCCAAGCUUCAAUCCAGCCGCUCUCAAGACCACAGUACCCAUCUAUACCGGCACCACACGCACCAUCGGAUUACCUAUCGGCAGUGCAGAGGGAGGUCCAGCAGGGCCCAUAUAUGGAUCCACUGUCAAUCUCGUCAAGACACAGUACGCGAUUAAUCACCGCGCAUAUCUUUAUGCGUGCGAGACCGGAACAUACACCAUUCAGUUGAACGACGUUGACGACGCUUUGUAUACCUGGAUCGGCCCUGAAGCGACUGCAUUCUGGAACGGAACAAAUAGGGAGGCAUUAGUGAGCUAUCAGUUCAAUCCGCCUGGGCGAGGCAAUGUAUUCUUCAAUGUAUAUCUCCUUGCAAAGAGGUACUACCCUAUAAGAUUUGUGUUCGCAGGAGCUCAGAGUGGAGGGAGAUUUACCUAUAGCAUCACGGCGCCCUCAGGUCGAAUUGUGGCUGGCGAUCAAGUUGAGAACAGCGCAUUCACAGUCAGAUCAUCAUGUGAUGCCCAGGCCCCCGGAUUUCCUUUUGCCUUCGGGCAGGAGUUGUAGGUAGAGUCACAAAAUCUGAUACUUUUGAGGUUCCUUUCACUAUACGAGUAGUCCGCGAAAUGUAGCUUUCUUCUUGAGGGAUCAUCAGGGAUUAAUCCCGUAAAUUCAUUUUGAUAUACUCUGCAAAGCACCAGCCGUCCCAGAAUAUUUCGCAAACGGACCUUAGGCGUGAUAUGCGGCUUCAGUUCGGUGAGUGGGCUUGAGUGACAACGAUCACAUUGCUCUGAGCCCGUGUCUUGUGGUUGUAAACCCAUUCGGUUGGACUCCGUCAUAUCACCUUUAUGCUGGUUCGAUAAGGUAGAGAAAUAGCUGCAACUUUUCGGGCCUGCUGAGCGUUCUAUGGCCGUCUCGGUGUGAG
Pseudovirgaria hyperparasitica is the source of this 1267-nucleotide messenger RNA. RefSeq lists its product as uncharacterized. Bases 130 to 909 code for a protein of 259 amino acids. The transcript is spliced from 2 exons. Lineage: Eukaryota; Fungi; Ascomycota; Dothideomycetes; Acrospermales; Acrospermaceae. The record is from RefSeq and is a predicted model, not a curated record.